AUACAUGUAUAGAGUACAGCCGAUAUAAAUCUGUCACCGCGCCGAUAGCCAGGGCCUCUAGUGCCCACGCGAGGUUAUCACAGCUUGUGUUUUAUCAACCUUGAACGGAUAGUAGAUAAGCGAGGAACAUGUUGAUGAGCAGGCCAUACCUACAUGUAGCAGGAUGUGGAACGUUUGAUUGUAAGUCUGCCUGACACCUUCCUCGUACUUCAGACAACAGACACGUUGUUACCAUGCAUACCUGGUAUUUUAGUGCACCACGUUCGUGCACCAUAUAACUGCAGGUAUUACCCUCUACCUUGCUGCUGUUUGUAUUCGGAGUACAUCAGUAAUCCUUGGAUCCAUCUAGCUCCAAUGGCACUUUCUUUGAAGUAACACGAUAUCAUGGUGGAUUAUUACUGUGUUAUUUACAUGUGAGUUAACUCUCCCCGACGUCAAUGUACCCGUGUUAAGAGGCCGUCGGCCGAUCGCGACCCCGGUCCAUUAUAUAUCGGUUACGUGGACAAGUUUUAAUUCAAGUCUAUCCGUACACCAGUGACCGGCAAGGUGAAUGUGAUAAACAUACCGGAUCAGGGCUCACGUGAUCUGUCAGUUCAUUGAUUGGCAACUGAUCAGAUGUACAGCCAGAAAUGCUUUAGUUGGAUACAAACGUCACUAUUAACACUGCAUAUCGAUUGAAAAUCCCAAACUGAGUCUCCUGUUUACGCGCCAGAAUCGGUUUGACCUAACCUUGGCAACGUCACGUGAAUAUCCUGAUGUGAUUGGCAUAUAUGUGUUUAUCGACAUUUCUCUAGUCGACUGUAAUUGGGCUGGAUCAUCAAGUCAUCACGAUCACGGUGUUUUCGGGUUUUUUUUUUUUUUUUUUUUCAUUUUCUGAUUAAAUACACGUGCGUGCAUAUAACGCCAUAAUGACGUCAUUUACAGGACUAGGGUGCAUGUCGGGGUCAUCCCUGGAUGGACUAGAUUUAUGUCAUGUGGAGUUCACGGGGGAUAUAGAGACAGACAUAUGGGGAUACCACAUCCUGGAAGCUAUCACUGUACCCUACAGUCCGGAACUUACCGAGCGUCUCCGACAUGCCGCUAAACUGUCCGGAGAGGAGCUUAUCAAGCUCCACGUGGAAUACGGGCACUAUGUCGGCACUACCGUCAAAGAGUUUUUGAAAGACAAACAAGUGGAUUUCGUAGCAUCCCAUGGUCAUACCGUAUUCCACCAACCCCACCUAGGGUACACUUUCCAGCUGGGAGAUGGGGAGACGACAGCCUCUUACCUCAAUAGUCCAUAUGUGUGCAACUUCCGGAACAAGGACGUUGCUCUUGGUGGCCAAGGGGCGCCUUUGGUUCCUAACGGGGAGAAAUUUCUGUUUAGUGCGAACGAUAUCUGCAUCAAUCUCGGAGGUAUCGCCAAUAUAGGUCUAAAGGGUCAAAGAGGGUAUGACAUUUGUCCUUGUAACUCGGUUCUUAACAAACUUGCUAGAACAACGGACCCGUCCCUUAAUCAGGACACGGACGGAAAUAUCGCUGCUAAAGGAACUGUAAUUCCGGAGGUGCUGGAUCAGCUGGAGACAUUGGCGUUCUACACCAAGGAACCCCCAAAGUCACUGGGGGCGGAGUGGAUAGAGGAACACAUAGAACCUAUUCUAGACCAACGUGUGCAUUCCAUUCCUGACCUCAUGAGAACGUUUGUUGAGCACGUCGUUAUGAGAUUGAAGGACGCAUGCGUAGUAAACUCCUCCCAACUCUCGUCCGAUGUCGUGCCUAUCCUAGUCACAGGUGGGGGAGCAUUCAACAAGUUCCUGAUGGAUCAGUUAAAAAAAGCCUUACGCGGAACUAGAAUGGAAUUAGAGAAAGUAGAUGACGAGACUGUUUGUUUUAAAGAGGCAUUGAUUUUUGCAUUUCUUGGUCUACGUUGUAUUCUCGGCGAAGAAAAUGUGAUGAGUUGUAUAACCGGAAGUAGAUGUGAUUCGGUUUCCGGAAGUAUUCAUAGACCGCUGUCAUCUGAUGGCGUUCCAGCAAAGUUUAAGCAAUGUUAUUUUGAGUUUAAGAGGUCUUCAGUACAUAAUAUGAGCGUGGGAUAAUUUUUGUAUGAUAGUCAUUUAUGAUGCUCUUCUCUUUGUAAAUGUAUUGUAUCACAAAGAACUAAAUGCUAUUUUAGGCGGUGUCUAUAUACUGUAUUUGGGUCUGAUGUAUACAUGUUUACUGUGAAAUUCUGAUUUAUUCUGAAUGCAUUAAUUGCUAGGAUAUUUAAAUGUAAAACAAAGGAUUUCGUGUUAUGAGAAAUCCAUCAUUGAUAUAUGUGUACAUUUCGGCAUAAACGUCAGUCAAGCGGAAUUAAAUCAGCAUAAAACAUGUAUCAACGAAUAGAGAAAAAAUAUAGAAAGUGUAAUAAAAUAUAUUAUAAAUUUUGAAAGGUAGACUAGCUGCCUGCUCAUAUACACACAGUGUAUGUGAGACCCUAGUGUUUGAGUGUCAAUCUACAUAGCAUGUUAUAACACUGAUCAGUAGUGGUGUACAUGAUAAGCACUGAAUGUAUAAUUUUAGAUCACGUUGAAAAGGUGCUUGACUAGUUUUUAAUUUGCCUAGUACAAAGUAUCAAUGAUUUUAGAACCCAUGACUUAGUGACGAUGCUUUUGUUCUUUGUCGUGACAUCAUUCGACCUUCAACGUCAAAAAGUUUUGCUAUUACCACGUGGCCUAGAGAGAUGUAUUGGUAUGUAUGUAGUGACUUCGACUCAUUGAAAGAUUAUUGUGUUCUGAAUUAAUCAAAACGUAUCAAUUUCUUCUGAUGAAUGAUUCGCCAUGAAGCAAUAACAGCGUAUAGCUUUGUUGGAUGAAUGGCUACCCUAAUAAAUAGUCUAACUUAAUUAGUCCACGACAACUGAAGCAAAUGUGUUGGAAACCUUAACAAAUUUAUUCCUUCUAGACAUGUUCUACUGUUAUGUUUUUGUGUCAUUUGAAAAUAAAAUUAGUUCCAAAUUCCCA
Messenger RNA from Pecten maximus, 2978 nucleotides. Its product is annotated as anhydro-N-acetylmuramic acid kinase-like. Gene Ontology annotation, biological process: amino sugar metabolic process; peptidoglycan turnover. Gene Ontology annotation, molecular function: ATP binding; phosphotransferase activity, alcohol group as acceptor. The coding region runs from base 909 to 2075 and encodes 388 amino acids. The transcript is spliced from 2 exons. The record is from RefSeq and is a predicted model, not a curated record. Lineage: Eukaryota; Metazoa; Mollusca; Bivalvia; Pectinida; Pectinidae.